CUACUCAGGGUGGCUCUGUGCUUCUUCAACCACAAGCAAAUGUUCAAUGAAAACAACUGAUUUACCUUUCAGUGAAAGACUUAUGGUGGGCUUUGCUUAUGAUGGUGUCUGGAAAUACAAAAAGGGAAUGAAUGUACAAUUACUUCUCGAAUCUCUCACUACUGCUAUUUUUACAGUGAUACAUGCUCCUGUAUUUAUCACUGUAUUCAUUGUAGGGUUGUUUUUUUUUAUACAACUCCAAUGAAAAGCCCCACUUGGAACAUCAAACUGUGACAAGGCACUCAUUUUAAUGGUAUGUCUGACUUACCACAUUGCUUUUUUUAGGGCAUAGAGCUGAUUUAAAAGUGGUUCUACAAAACCACCCAAUUAAAACAUUGCAUCAACUACACGAUUCAAUUAGUUGCGCAUUACAGAACAAUUAAGUUCAUAAAUGACUAAUUGACGUACUUCGGGGCCAAAGUGUAGCUACUCUGAGCUUAUAUUAGACUGCACACCAUGAACUGCUGUAUUUGCCCCCUGACUCACAACCACUGUUGAAUAUCGACAAGCAUAACCACGGAGAAAGUGGGCCGAAGUAUGAAAAAUGUCCUGGUUGUGUCCUUUGGAUUCUUGCUGUUGUUUACUGCGACUGGAAGCCUUCUGAAUCUACAGAGCAGUUUGAACACUGAAGAAGGAGUAGGUGUGGCCUCAGCAAGUGUGCAGUUUGCCUCCAUCAUUCUGUCCUCCAUGUUUGUUGCCCCCUUGGUUAUAAAAUACCUGGGCUGCAAGUGGACCAUUGUUGCUGCGAUGGGAUGCAAUGUUGUGUACACAGUUGGAAACUUCUAUCCAGGAUGGGAAACCCUGCUCCCUACUUCAAUAAUCCUUGGAUUUGGGGAAUCUCCUUUAUGGUCAGCUACAAGCACCUAUCUUACCAUAAAUGGUAGAAAACAAGCGGAGAAGGACAACAAGAAGACCCAAGAUGUGAUAAACCAGUACUUCGGGAUCUUGUUUCUGCUGUACCAGUCUUCAGCAGUCUGGGGAAAUCUAAUGUCCUCCAUUGUCUUCGGGCAAGACUCAACCUCAGUCAACAUCAGUGAGAGUGAUCUACAGUUCUGUGGAGUGGGUAGCUGUGGCAACAUCAGCGAGGCCCCAAGCAAUUCCACCAGACCACCGGAGAGAUUAGUGCACACUCUGAUGGGCUGCUAUGUUGGAGUAGGUGUGCUGGCCAUGCUCUUAGUGGCUGUGUUUCUGGAUAACAUUGACCGAGAUAUGACACUGGAGUUUAGAAGCAACAAGGAGCCAUUCUGCAGCACUUUCUUGGCCACGUUUAAACAGCUAAACGAUAGGCGUCAGGUGUUUUUGAUCCCAGUCACUGCCUACAUUGGUCUGGAGUUGGGUUUUCUCAAUGGGGAGUACACCAAGGAAUAUGUGACCUGCGCUUUGGGACUACAUUUUGUUGGAUAUGUAAUGAUUUGCUUUGGUGCCACAAGUUCCCUGUUUUCCUACGCGUUUGGGCGUCUGUCACAAUAUUCUGGACGGGUAGCUCUUUUCGCUUUGGGUAAGACUCAAGCCAUAUAUUUUAGUGAGAGCUCUCUCGAACAAUAUCAAUACUAUAAGACUCAUCAUUGGCCAUAUAAAUACUGUAAUUUUCCUCUGGCAGCCACAACCACCCAGUUUACCUGUAUCCUGGGUCUGUUGUUCUGGAGGCCUCACCCAGACCAGCUGCCAGUGUUCUUUGUGUUUCCUGCCCUCUGGGGCCUGGCAGACGCUGUGUGGCAGACACAAACCAAUGCACUCUAUGGUGUUCUCUUCCAUGGUCAGAAGGAGGCAGCAUUUGCCAACUAUCGCCUAUGGGAGGCAGUGGGAUAUGUAAUAGCAUUUGCUUGUAGCCGUUUUCUCUGUGUGAAUACCAAGCUAUACAUCCUUAUGGGAGUUCUUCUGCUCUCAGUGACACUUUGUUUUUCAGUGGAAUAUGGUGAAUACAUUAGCCCUACACCAAGUGAGGACAACACUAUCGAUACGAAACUGGAGAUAAAGAGCACAGAACUCAAUGAGGAUAAUGAUACAGAAUGUGAUAAAGUGUUGUAAACAUUGUCAAAUGUACUUAGCCACACUAUGGCAAUCAGCAUGUGUGAGA
Oncorhynchus gorbuscha (pink salmon) is the source of this 2116-nucleotide messenger RNA. Its product is annotated as protein unc-93 homolog A-like. Lineage: Eukaryota; Metazoa; Chordata; Actinopteri; Salmoniformes; Salmonidae. The coding region runs from base 577 to 2067 and encodes 496 amino acids. The transcript has 7 exons. The record is from RefSeq and is a predicted model, not a curated record.